Molecule: messenger RNA, 2877 nt
Organism: Hydra vulgaris (swiftwater hydra)
Lineage: Eukaryota; Metazoa; Cnidaria; Hydrozoa; Anthoathecata; Hydridae
Product: NACHT, LRR and PYD domains-containing protein 6
Biological process (GO): signal transduction
Cellular component (GO): cytoplasm
Molecular function (GO): protein binding
Source: RefSeq, a predicted model, not a curated record
AAUUUUCUUUCUAGCCUGCUUACUUCAAAAAUUAACAACUUUCAUAUCAUCGCGAGAGAAUACAAGUUUUAAACACAUUUAAUUUAGAACCUAAAAGUUAUUUUCUCUUAAAUUUACCUGGAAUUUACAAUUAGAUCCGAUACAAAUCGCAGCUAAAGUGUAACUUGAGUAAAAUGAGAAGGCUCUGAAGUAAAAUGAGAAGGCUCUCAGUAAAUGGGUGUGUGCUAUUGUUUUAAAGACCAAUGAUAAAUGUGAUUAUGUAAUAAAUUCUCCUUAAAGAUUUCAUCUUUUCCAUUUGGCAUUAAAAAAAAAAUGAGCUUACAAGUGUGCUAGCUUUUAAUAUUAAAGUAUUAUAAAAUUUGGAUAGUUCAAAAACUGCAAUUUGUUCAAAAGUUUAAUCAAUAAGGAACUAAUUUAAUGUUGUGUUUUUGGCUUAUAAUUAUAACUUUAGUAACUGGUGUCACCUAAGUAUUGGUUUUGCAGGCUAGAUCCAGGCUUACUUCACAAUUUAUUUAAAACAUCAAAAUGGGUCAACUUUUUACACAUCUCAAAAAAGAUGAAACCACUGUUUUUAGCCAAGCCUUUAAAUUAAAGUUUAGUGAUAGUGUUGGAGUAGAUUGGAGAACUCUUGGGCGUUGGUUAAAUAUUGAAGAAAAUUAUUUAGACAUGAUUGAUCAAGAAAAUUUAAAAAUUAAUGCAAAAGCAUAUUCAAUGUUAACAAAAUGGUUGCAAAUGAAUGACAAUCCAACAGUUGAUGAGUUGAAAAUAGCUUUAAAAAAAAUGAAUAGAAUGGAUCUAAUAAGAAAAGUAGACGAAUUCACAAAGACUUCAAAUUCACCAGAAAUAUUUUCCGGAUUUUCUGCCAAUAAAGAUUUGUCAAAGUUGUCUGCUGAACUAAAACAAUAUUAUCUUAAAUAUUAUGGAAAAAUUAGUGAACUUCAACCACUAUUAAAAGCACCUGCAAAUGUUGAUCUAAUGAAUAAGUUUGUUGAUCUAUGUAUUGUUGAUGCAGCGAAGCCACAAAUGGAUGCUGUUUUUAGUGUUGAACGAAAGGAAUUUCUCAAAAAGCAAAUGAGUUAUACACCAAUUUCAUACAGUAAAGUGUUUAUGCAAGAAAAAUCUGUAAUAUUAAUAUCUGGAAUAGCUGGUAUUGGGAAAACAUGGUUGCUUAGAAAAUGUUUGCUUGAUUGGUCAAAUGAUUUAAUUUGGAAAAAUAUUGAACUUGUUUUUUAUUUUGAAUGCAGGAGGAUUAAUCAAUAUAAAAAUAUUUCUAAUAUUAAUGAUUUAAUAAGCGUUUUUUACAAAGAUAUUACAAGUAACUUCAAUAUUAGUAUUCAUACAACACUUUUUAUUAUUGAUGGGUUAGAUGAGUUUAAAUUUUUUAAUGAGUUAUCAAAUCCGGAAUUAAAAUGUAACUAUCCAAUUGUUAAUGUUUUAGCAGAAAUUCAAAAUUAUAAACAUUUAGUUGCUGGUAGAGUUUAUGCAAUAGAUCAAUAUCAAAGUUUAUAUACAGAUCGUAGUGAUAAGUUAACCAUUCAAAUAAUGGGGUUUAACGAAAAUGGAAUAACAAACUAUGUAGAAAGUCAUGUUAUGGAAGAAAAUAAAGAAAUUGUAAAAGCAACUUUGAAUGAAUCUCCAAUUGCUAAAGCUAUGGCAUCAGUUCCUUUUUAUUUAUCUUCCAUGUGUAAAAUUAUAAGUAAUUCAAAAACAAUAAACAAAAAUUCUUUCUUAACAAUGACAGAUCUGUAUGCAAAUAUUUUUUUAUAUUUUUUGCAAAAACACAUCAUUAAAAACAAUAAAAUGAUUUAUCAGAUAAUGGAAAACGAUUCUAAUAAAAAAUAUAUUUUAAAUAUUUGUAAAAUUGCAUUUGAACUACUUGUUGAAAAUAAAGUAAUUUUUUCUAAAGAAGAGUUUCAAACUUUUGUUAAUGACUUCGAUAAAAAUGAAGGUAAUUUUUUUGGAUUUAUAGAAAAGAUUGAAACAGAUCUGGGUUGUUAUUAUCAGUUUGCUCACUUGACAAUAAUGGAGUUUUGUGCAUCUGUAUAUGCAUAUAAUUGUUUAAGUAGUGAUGAAAUUAUGACUAAUAAAAAGCUGGAGAGUUGUUUAUCAAUGAUUUGUGGAUUAUCUAAUUCUAGUCAAAAUAGUUUUAUAAAGUUUCUUGUUAACUUGAAUCCUUUGAAAAAGUCCUAUGGAAAACCUAUCCUUUUGUAUUCUAUUUUGGAUCGUCUAUCUAAAAGUGAUGGUUUUAAUGAAGAUUUCAAUUUUUUCUACGAAUGUUUUUACGAAAGUCAAUCAUUCACUGAUAAAAUAAAAUCAAUUGUUGAUGAAAUUGUUGAUGAACAAAAUAAACGAAGGUUUGGUUGGAAGAUUUUUAUUGACGAUGGAAAAACUUCUUACGCAACUUCUUGCGAUAAUUAUUUUGUAAAUUAUUACAUAAAAUCUGGAAGAAAGUUAAAGUGGUUAUGUGUUAUUAAAAAUAUUUUAAGUGAUGAAGAAAAAAAUCUUAUAAUUCGAUGUUCAACUAAUGUUCGCGGUGUCAGCUUUUUUCAUCCAAUUAAUUUCGAAGGAUGGAAACCGAAAGAUAAGAUUGAAAGGUUGUGGAUAUCGAUCUCAUUUUAUAUAAUAACAAAAAAAGAUUUUGAAGAAAACUUUCUUCCUUGGAUUAAUCUUUGUGAAGAAUUAAAUCUUGAACUUCACGACGACAUUGAUUUCUUUAAAGACAUUUGUGAAUGGAUUCGUUGUUCGAACAUCAAGAAGUUUGAGAUCGAGUACCGUGGAAAAUAUUUUCGUAACCUCGAUGAAUUAACUUUAUAACGCGGAAAAAUGUUUAAUAUUUUAAAUAUAUAAAAUAAAAACAAUUAUAUAAUAAUAAAUAAA